GUCCAGUCCCCUGUGUCCAGUGUCCAGUCUCUCUGUGUCCAGUGUCCAGGCCCCAGGCCCCGCCAUGCCGCUGUCCCAGGCCGCGCUACACACCGUCUACUCCUGGAUCGACCAGGUCCCGCUGUCGCGGCCCAAACGCUGCAUCGCCCGGGACUUCAGCGACGGAGUUAUGGUUGCAGAAGUGGUGAAGCACUUUUUGCCCAGACUGAUAGAACUGCACAACUAUAUCCCAGCAAAUGCUACCCAGCAAAAAAUAAGUAACUGGCAGUUAUUAAACAGGAAGGUAUUUUCCAAAUUUCAUUUUCAUAUUUCGGAGGAAAUGCUGAAAAAGUUGGUCAAGAGUUCUCCUGGAAAUAUUGAACUGGUUUUGUAUACAUUGAGACAGAAGAUCGAGGAGGAACUCAGUGUGAAACAAGAUGUGGAAGAUUACACUAAUGAAGCUGCUUAUAGUUUUCCAGAUUACAUUCAUGUAGGCAUGCCACAAUUUGCAAACGGAUGCCAAUCCAACCCACAACCAUGGAACAACAAUCAAAGAUCAUUGUGUGAGCAGUACUCCCACUUGGAUCCUGCUGUACGUCUCUUACUAGAGGAGAAAGAUCAGGCUCUGUUGGCUUUCCGGGAGACUGUGGAGAUUCUGCAGAUGAAAGUGCUGAGACUGGAGCAUCUGGUUCAGCUGAAGGACCUGAGGAUUGAUGAAUUGACAAGGCAUUUGAAAAAACAGGAAGCAAAUUAACAGUAACUAAACUGAGAGAAACCAUGAACAUCUGUGUGGACAAAGAUUUGAUAAAACUUAUAUCUGUUUAUGUUGAAGCA
This is a messenger RNA of Leucoraja erinaceus (little skate), 813 nucleotides long. RefSeq names its product sperm flagellar 1 (gene spef1). The transcript has 7 exons. Gene Ontology annotation, molecular function: microtubule binding. The coding region runs from base 65 to 733 and encodes 222 amino acids. Gene Ontology annotation, cellular component: axoneme. Gene Ontology annotation, biological process: regulation of cytoskeleton organization. The record is from RefSeq and is a predicted model, not a curated record. Lineage: Eukaryota; Metazoa; Chordata; Chondrichthyes; Rajiformes; Rajidae.